UUCGUCAAGGUCGGGAGACAGCUCCACUCUGACACAGUGUUACGACUCAGGGUCGUAUCAACUCACUGAGAGAAGUGAAAUAUUGCUUUGUUAUUAAAUUCUGAAUAAGCUCAUACAUUUACUGAAUUUGAAUGUUUUAGAGCUGUGUAUCCUGAAUCACUGGACACUUAAAUAUUGUAUUCUUCUGAUAAAUAUAUAUAGCAGGGCAAAUUUAUUCUUCUUACGAUCAGUGCAACGCGAAAUGUUAACAAUAAAAUGGGUUCCGGUAGUGAACCACGUUAACCUACGCUGCUGUACAUGCUCGUUGCGAACUGCGACAUUGCUCAUUGCAUGGAUGGGAUUGAUGGUGAUGACAAUUCAAGUUAUGGACGCUGCGUGUCGAUUGUAUUAUUAUAGAGAAGAUAUUGCUUACGCAAUUGUGAAAGAAGAAAUUAUUGAAGUAGCAGAACUUGAUGCAAUAAAUUCAGAUGACAACAACCAGUUUGGAGGAAAUCGCAGUGUUGUUAGUCAAGACAAGAGAUCCCUUGAUGAAGGAAGCAAUAAAGAAGACAAGGGAGUUGUUAGUGAUCAUAACGACAAAUCAGCUUAUGCAUUUUUAACAGUAAGCCGAGAAGCUCUGGCUGGAAGAUUGUUCUGUGGUCUUUUGCUCGUGCUGGUUUAUGGAAGUCUUCUGUUUGGCGCAUGGACGGAGAAAUCUCUGUUCAUAUUGCCGUACGUGUUAGUAGGAUUCUGUGGCAUCGUUAUCCUUGCCAUAAGUGUCGUCGUGGGUGGCGUUAUAAUGAUCUAUAAAUCUCCAUACGAGGGAUUUUUGAGUCUGUUAUUUGGCGUACCAAUUACACUGUUGUUGGCCUAUCUGUGGGCUGCUGUUUAUACCUACUACAGAGAGCUUACAGAGGGGGGUGUAGCUCAGAGGGAUACGCAACUUGAAAAUUUAACUUAUAUGAAGUCCGAGCCGGAGGAAGAAGAAAUUAUAAAUCCAGAAGAAAUUCAGAAAGCUUAUGAAACAAUAGAAUACAAUAUCCAACAGAAGCAGCCAUACGCUGUUUAAAAUAUGUGUAAUGAAAAUGCGACUAGUGCAUUAAAUGCAUUGCUCAGCGAUUAUCUCCACGUUGUAAAAUAAUAGGACUACUGAACAUUUUUCCUGUUAUUUUCAACUAAUCUCUGCCAGGUGCCCUUCUGGGUCUCAGAACACAGUCUUACUGAUAUAAACUAAAACUGAUUGAGCUUUUCCUUCUGUCGAAAUUCCGAAUUUCUCUAUUACAUUGAGACAGGAAAAAUAUGAAGCACUUUAGAGAAUGAAUUUUCAAACAAUCCUAUUAAGCACUUAUACGAAAGUGUGAGUCUUCAAAUUCAAAAAAAUCUGUUUUGUACAAAAGUUAUUUAUUAGUCUGGUGGUGAGAGAAUUGAAUUUGUAUUAAUUUGUAUUUUCUACUUAAAUCAGGAUUACUGUUUUGCAAAAUACACACAUCACUCUUUCUUUAAAUUUAUAAAAGAGGAACAUGUCUCUAUCGCUAAAAGAAUAAAAGUGUAUAAAUAUUUCUAUAAAGUGUAAUGCAAUUUGAUUUUUACAUUUCUAAACGUUUUGCUUUGUUAGUAGAACCGUGCUCAUUUUUUGUCACGUAUAUUUUGAAUAUACGAAAAUUGAUAUACAUGUUUGUGGAUUCUCGAGCAAUUUGCAGUUAUCUCGGGUUCUUUGUAUCUUAUAAGAUAUUAUCUUCUUUCGACCUUAUAGGUUCAUUAAAAAGAUAAUUAAACUUACAUGAACUUAAUACUGCAUAAGGAACAUAGACUUAUGUGCAUAAAUAAUUCUACAAAAAGAAAAAUAUUUAUAAUAAUUUCUUCUGAGGAUUCUCGUAUUAUCAUAAUGUAUUCUGCACUUCUGUUCAAAAUAUUCGCAGUUAUUAAUUGCAUUUAAUAAGUUUUAAUAACCACUUUUCUACCCCACAACACUACGAUUGUGGAAACAAUAUAUUAAUAUGGUGUACUGUUAUUUGUCAUAUUAUUGUGUGUUUUUGUCGAAGGCCAUUCUAGGAGUUUUCUUUAUAAAGUAUAAUAAACGUAUUUCAUAUGUCCUCAGUGAAGAAGCCAACCGUGGGGCUUUAUGUGUCGGCAGGUCACGGGUUUGAAUGUCGCGUAUGGAACGAAUGUAUCAGUGUGUACUCUUUCCACCAUCAAAAUAAAUUUAGCUUGUUAUCUCUAAGAGUUUAGUCAUAGGGAUAACUUCGAUGCAGGUAUAAAUAGAGAUGCAUAAACCAUAGACUUUAAAUCUGCAAAUGCAUGUGUAUUAUCUUGCAUUGCGUUUAUGAAAAUGUUUAAAUAUAAAAACAGAGAUGAUAAUUACCAAUUAAUUCUUAAGGAAAUAGAGUCAAAACAUUUUUCAGCUAAAGUUUAAUAUUGUUUAGUCUUGAAAUGAGAAGUUCAGGCAAAUAGUUGCCCAAAAUACACAGAAUUCUCUUUUUCAGAAAAUGGCUUAUUCUGCGAAGCAUACGUUAGACACUUAAUUAGAGCAAUUCAAUAUUUAGCUCUUACUAAUAAAAAUUUCUUUGUGUUGCCUGUGACAGUCGUGAAUUAUUUCUGUUGGAUUGACAGUUUUUAGAUUGCUCUAAACUAUAGCUACUUUAUGGAAAACCGGUCUUAUAGAAAAAUGACUCAUUUUCUUGUGAAGUAGCUCAUGUCGUAUUAGGUGAAUGUACUAGCAUACACACAAUAAAAAUUUAAUUUCUGACGGUAUGAACAACUUACGGGGAACGUAUGUAGUGUACGAGAUCAGCAGGUAAUUGAUAAACAACGAUUACACUCCUCUUUAAUUUUUAAUUGAUUUUCCUUCUUAAUUAUUCAUAAGGAUGUGUCUUCUAUCCUCAAAAUAUUUCUCAGCAGAAAAAAUUGAACAUCGAUUGAAGGAAAGUUUACUCCAUUAUUUUAAAAUUCCUAAAGCGAUAUUUAUUUUGUAUUUAUAAACAAAUAUCUACGUUAUUGUUAUAGAUGUAAAAUAAGUAUAAUGACACAUAACCAAAAAAUGUUAAGACUACAUUUAACUUUUUAAAAAUAGAAACAUUCUUGUAUACUAAAAAUGUAAUUUAUUCAAAACAACUUAGUAUUUUUUCAUUUAGAAAAGUGUUAAAUGAUAUAUUUUACAUAGAUGAUUUUAUAUCAGCUUUUAGCAGAGAAAAGUGAGAAAUGUUGCUUCGUAACGAUUGGGGGAUUCACAGUCAAAUUUUUGUCGAGGUAUCGCGUGAAACAAAGAUUUUUUAUGAUAAGGGACGGUUAAAGACAGACUUUUAUUUAUAUGCACCGAAGAUGUGAUCUCUGUCGUUAUAGUUGCUAGACUUUAGAAAUGUUUUGUAAAAUGUAAUUUAAAAAUGUGUUCUCAUGAGUCAAAACCAGUGUGUGCUGUAUUAGUGUAGUGUUCUCUGUAAUUUAAUGUUCUGUAACAUGAACUCACAUGUAAGUAAUUUUUGUGUCGUCACCUAAAUCUUUGUGAACCUACGUUGGUUCAAAUUACAAUUAAAUUAUGCUAAGAGACUUCUUAGUAAUAAAGAACUUAAUACGCAUUCAUUAUAUUAGGCAUAUUAGGUAGAUAUUAUAAUUAUACAAAUUAAUGGAGUAUACACUUUCUGAUAUAAAUAAUGCAGUUCCUUAUAUCUUUCUUGUAAUGGAGUGUGGCUAAUGCGUAUGGAAUUUAUUCCAUCCUUCUUCACGAUGUUAGAUCAGUAGAAGUGUAUAUUCAUUCUGGCACCAUUCUGUGGCCAGGUAAAGCUAAAUAUUAUGUGUAUUACAUGUGAUAAUUACAAUAAAGAAAACCUGGAGUCAGUGUUAGAUA
Zootermopsis nevadensis is the source of this 3820-nucleotide messenger RNA. RefSeq lists its product as uncharacterized. The record is from RefSeq and is a predicted model, not a curated record. NCBI's taxonomy places the organism in Eukaryota, Metazoa, Arthropoda, Insecta, Blattodea, Termopsidae.